Molecule: messenger RNA, 425 nt
Organism: Patiria miniata (bat star)
Lineage: Eukaryota; Metazoa; Echinodermata; Asteroidea; Valvatida; Asterinidae
Exons: 2
Coding region: 30-425 (131 amino acids)
Source: RefSeq, a predicted model, not a curated record
UAUGUUUGUUUUCAUAUGAUCACCCUUCGAUGAUCCCUUCGAUAACCCGAUUUGACGACUCCUCGGUGGACCGACGAGAUGCCACGCUGCAUCUGCUGGACCCCGCCACCGGAGCUGUGCUUGACGAUCCCGAGUAUGGCCCCGUCUGCGUCCAGUCCGGCACCACGCGGCAAUUCGAGUGCAGGAUUCAAGACGCCAGACCUGGGGUCUGGCACUUCACGUGGAUGCUUGGGAAUCAAACGAUCGCUACUAAAAGCGAGGCAUGGACCGGAGCUGGGCUGGUCAAAGUGAGCAGCUGGCACAUCGUGACAAACCCUGGGAACGAGACUCGAGAACGUAACCUAACGUGCCUUGCAACGAGCAGUGAUCAGUCACUGUGCACCAGGGUGCUGAUAACGUCUUGUGCAGUAUAUGUUCUGAUAUAG